ACUUUGCCAACCAAGUCCUUUUGCCUUUUGGGGUCCUCGCCGCCUUUCUCUUCUCUUUCCUCUUGUCUCGCACUCUCUCUUUGACAACUUCGCCGUUUUUUUUUGCUUGCCUUGAGCCCAAUUCGCCCGCCAUGUCUAAGACGUACUCUUUCCAGGAUGUUGCCGAGCACAACACCAAGAAGGACCUCUUCGUCGUGAUCCACGAAAAGGUCUACGACUGCACCAAGUUUGUCGAUGAGCACCCUGGUGGUGAGGAGGUCUUGCUCGAUGUCGCCGGCCAGGAUGCCACCGAGGCUUUCGAGGAUGUCGGCCACAGCGACGAGGCCCGUGAGUCUCUCGCCGCUCUGAUUGUCGGUGACCUGAAGCGCGAGGCCGGCGACCCUGUCCCCCAGGUCACUUCCAGCAGCGUCCCUUCCAUCAAGUCUUCCCCCAGCAGCAGCAACGGCGGCUUUGGCCUCUACAGCGUUGUUGCCAUUGGCGGUCUCAUCGCCUACUUCGCCUACCAGUACAUCCAGGCCAAUGCCGAGCAGGUUCAGGCUGCUGCCGCCUAAUCGCAUCCUAUUCAUGAUUGGGUUUCAACAAAAAAUAUAAAAUUUUAAAAUAAAAGAGGAGAAAAAAAAGGAGGAUCAUGCCCGGGCUUUCGCUUCAGCGCACGAGUCCUCAAUAAGACGAGACGGAUGAAUGUGUCGCUGGGGAGAGGAUUUGUGUCAUGUUGCCUUUUUCACGCAAGCAAUUCACACCGGGGAACGGAUCUGGGAUAUUUUUGUUAAGCGUGACAGUAUAGAUGGCGUGCUGUCUCCAAGUAUAUUCGGGCACUAGACCAUUGGGAGUCAUUGUUACAGGGAUGAACUAGAUGAUGCCUUUGACGGAAAAUAUACAGGGCUAGAUAUCUACGAUAAUCAAUGUUUUUUUGGUUGAC
Molecule: messenger RNA, 919 nt
Organism: Trichoderma virens Gv29-8
Lineage: Eukaryota; Fungi; Ascomycota; Sordariomycetes; Hypocreales; Hypocreaceae
Exons: 3
Coding region: 132-551 (139 amino acids)
Biological process (GO): sterol biosynthetic process
Cellular component (GO): intracellular membrane-bounded organelle; endoplasmic reticulum membrane
Molecular function (GO): heme binding
Source: RefSeq, a predicted model, not a curated record